AUGCUUCUACAGAUAGAGCUCUUCAGGGGGAGGCGCCUAGAGCUAGCGAGCGUGCGUGCGGAGCCGAACGGCCCUGUCUGUCUCAUGCCCGAGCAAUCAGCUGCAGUACCCUACGAGCCCAGGGUCCGGAAAGGGCACCGCAAGGUGCGGACGGGCUGCAUCACUUGCAAGCGCCGCAAAGUCAAGUGUGACGAGGGGAAGCCGGUCUGCGCCAAUUGCCUCAAGUAUGGCGUCCAGUGCGGCUAUGGCGAGCACCGGCUGACACACCGGGAUCGUGGCACCGCACCCUCCACCCCUACCGCCUUGGCGGUCCCGGCGCCGGUGUCGGUACUCGACUCCAUCUCGGAGCCGACCCCCGGCGCCUCCUCGGAAUACGGGAACCCGUCCUUCCAGCCGUCCGACGGCUCGGCAGGCGACUUGCCGCCGGCCCUCAACUCGACCCACCUCGAGCUCCUGCACAACUUCACCACGCUCACCUGCCACACGCUCUCGGGCGACCCCAUGAUGCGCAACGUCUGGCGCCUCAACGUGCCCCAGGUCGGCUUCCGCCACGACUACGUCAUGCGCAGCGUGCUCGCCCUCUCGGCCCUGCACAUGUCCUUCUUCUCGGCCGACCGCCGCCGCGACUCGUACCUGCGCGUCGCCCGGUCCGAGCACGGCGCCGCCCUGCCCCAGAUCGCCCGCGCCCUCGGCCGCGCCACCGCCGACAACUGCUCCGCCCUGUACAUCUCGGCCAGCCUGACCUUCAUCUACGCCUGGGCCACGCCGCGCCAGCCCGGCGACCUCUUCCUCGUCGGCAGCCUCGGCACCGGCGACUGGGUUUCCCUGCUCCGCGGCGUCCGCAGCAUCAUCGAGACCUGGCGCGCCGAGCUGCUGCGCGGGCCCUUCAGCACCAUGUUCCAGUCCGGGGUCCGCUACCUCGCCGGCGCCGCCGAGCUGCGGUCCACGCCCGACUGGCUGGCCACCGCCGAGCACGCGCAGCUGGUGCACCUCGCCGCCCUCGUGGCGCAGGCCGCCGCAACGAGGGAAGACGCCGAGGCCCUGCGCAGGAGCAUCGACGACCUGGAGGACUCCUUCUGCGCCCUGGCCGCGGGCGGCCGCGGCGCCGGCGCGUCUCCGGGCACGGGCGGCGCCGGCGGCGGCAGCCCGGGCGGUGGCGCGCUGCGGAACCCCGGCGCGCCGUGGGCGCUGACGUCCAACGUCUACUCGUGGCUGCUCAAGAUGGGCGAGCCCUUCAUCGAGAUGCUCAAGCGGCGGGACCCGCUGGCCCUCGUCAUCUUUGCCCACUUUUGCGUCGUGCUCAACUCCCUCGAGAACUGGUGGUGGAUGCAGGGCUGGUCGACGCACCUCCUGCAGGAGAUCUGGGACCUGCUGGACGAGGAGCACCGGGUGUGGAUACGUUGGCCUAUCGAGGAGAUUGGGUGGAGGCCCAAGCGGUGA
Molecule: messenger RNA, 1440 nt
Organism: Thyridium curvatum
Lineage: Eukaryota; Fungi; Ascomycota; Sordariomycetes; Thyridiales; Thyridiaceae
Exons: 3
Coding region: 1-1440 (479 amino acids)
Biological process (GO): regulation of transcription by RNA polymerase II
Molecular function (GO): DNA-binding transcription factor activity, RNA polymerase II-specific; zinc ion binding
Source: RefSeq, a predicted model, not a curated record